AUGAGGAACUGGAUUAAAUGUAUUUCUAGAGGAGUUGUUUGCAGUAAUCACACGAUAGUCGGAUGCGUCGUCACCAUGGUCGCAUGCGUCGUCACCAUGAUCGGAUGCGUCGUCAUCAUAGUCGUAUACGUCGUCACCAUGAUCUGUUGCCAAGACUCACCCACUCAUUUCGCAUUUCCUCAUGUCUCUGGUGCCUCACAUAGCUUCACAGGAGUCCUUUAUGCAUACGACUAUGGUGCCGACGCAUCCAACCAUCGUGUGACGACACAUCCGACUAUCGUGUGA
Messenger RNA from Lindgomyces ingoldianus, 285 nucleotides. RefSeq lists its product as uncharacterized. The record is from RefSeq and is a predicted model, not a curated record. The coding region runs from base 1 to 285 and encodes 94 amino acids. The transcript has 3 exons. Lineage: Eukaryota; Fungi; Ascomycota; Dothideomycetes; Pleosporales; Lindgomycetaceae.